GAGAAGAUUCAUAAAGCAGCACAAAAGUAGAUAUUAAAAGAACACUUUAGGUAAGUGAGCAAAAAAAAAAAAGUUGUAGCCAUGGAGAAGUAUGAGAUGGUGAAGGAUUUGGGAUUUGGUAAUUUUGGAUUGGCUCGGCUUAUGCGUAAUAAGCAAACAAACGAGCUUGUGGCUGUCAAAUUCAUCGAUCGAGGCUACACGAUAGAUGAGAACGUUGCAAGAGAAAUUAUCAAUCAUAGAUCUCUUAAUCAUCCCAAUAUUGUUCGGUUCAAAGAGGUUGUUCUAACUCCUACACAUCUUGGAAUUGUAAUGGAGUAUGCAGCUGGAGGAGAACUGUUCGAUCGAAUAUCUAGUGCUGGUCGAUUUAGCGAAGCUGAGGCUAGAUAUUUUUUUCAGCAACUCAUUUGUGGAGUUCAUUACUUACAUACAAUGCAAAUAUGUCAUAGAGAUCUGAAAUUAGAGAACACAUUGCUUGAUGGAAGCCCUGCACCACGUUUGAAAAUUUGUGAUUUUGGCUACUCAAAGUCUUCUGUUCUGCAUUCCAACCCAAAAUCAACGGUGGGAACUCCGGCAUAUAUAGCACCGGAGGUUUUUUGUCGAUCAGAGUACGACGGAAAGUCAGUUGAUGUAUGGUCUUGUGGAGUGGCACUCUAUGUUAUGAUAGUAGGAGCUUACCCUUUCGAAGACCGCAAAGACCCUCGCAAUAUUCGUAAAACUGUUCAGAAAAUAAUGGCUGUAAAGUACAAGAUUCCUCAAUAUGUUCACAUAUCUGAAGACUGCAAAAACUUGUUAUCUCGUAUAUUUGUUGCCAACCCAUUACAUAGAUGUACGCUUAAAGAGAUCAAGAGUCAUGUAUGGUUCCUAAAGAAUCUGCCAAGAGAGCUUAAAGAGUCAGCUCAAGCAAUCUAUUACCAGAGGAAUGCUAAUCUUGUCAAAUUUUCUCCUCAAAGAGUAGAGGAGAUUAUGAAGAUUGUUAGUGAGGCAAGAACCAUCCCUAACCUUCCUCGCUCGGUUGUACCAAAUGGAAAAGAUGUUGAAGAAGAAGAGGAAGAAGAAGUAUACAUGGAUGCUAAUGAUGAAGAGUAUUAUGAUCAUGACUAUGCAAAGGCAAUAUAAGUAUGUUGUUGUUGUCAAAACUAUGAACUCUACUUUGUAAUGUUAUACUUAAGUAUCGUAUUUGUUUUUUGUGUUUGUUUCUCUUCUUUAUGGUUUAGGGUAACAUAGUAACUAGUAAGUGUGUGUGUGUGAGAAGAAAACUGAAGUGUAACCAUUAUAUGCUAAUUAAAUAUUAUAUAUAAAUAUUUUAUGCUA
Capsella rubella is the source of this 1311-nucleotide messenger RNA. RefSeq names its product serine/threonine-protein kinase SRK2J. The coding region runs from base 82 to 1116 and encodes 344 amino acids. Gene Ontology annotation, molecular function: ATP binding; protein serine/threonine kinase activity. Gene Ontology annotation, biological process: intracellular signal transduction; protein phosphorylation. The transcript has 9 exons. The record is from RefSeq and is a predicted model, not a curated record. NCBI's taxonomy places the organism in Eukaryota, Viridiplantae, Streptophyta, Magnoliopsida, Brassicales, Brassicaceae.